AUGAUGGAGAAUUACGAGCUCAUCGCCUCGCUGGGUUCUGCAGGCCCCAAACCGGAAAUGAUCUGUAAAAUGGAGCGAGGGGAAGAGCCACAUGCCACCGCUCCCCAGGGCGAGAGGGACAGAGGAAUCCUGGACGCCCCCAGCACAGCUGGCUGGGGAAGGCGUGUCAAGGAGGAGCUGUCUGUGGAGGGCUACAACGACCAGUGGGUGCCACACACGUCGCUGGCCGGGGGAGCCGAGGGGUUUGUGCUGGAAUAUCCUGCCCUGUGGUGCGAGGUGAAGCAGAGGGACCUGGCGGGAGACGCCCCCCAGCAAUCCCCGGAGUGGGAGGGGAGGGACGGUGCGUUCCUGGGCGGCACACUGGCCAUGAUCCACCCGGGGAGCGAGGGCCCCCUCAUCUGCUGCGAGUGCGGGAAGAGCUUUGAUGACGAGGCCUCACUGAGCGCCCACCAGCGCCUGCACCCGGGCGCCGGGCCCCACGAGUGCCGGGCCUGCGGGAAGAGCUUCCGCCACCGCCGCAACCUCUUGACCCACAAGAAGCGGCGGGGGAAGAGCCGGCACGCCUGCACCGAGUGCGGGAAAAGCUUCUGCCUCAAGGGCGACCUGCUGCGGCACCGGGCGGGGCACGCGGGCGAGGGCGGCCACGCCUGCAGCCUGUGCGGGGAGAGCUUCCGCCACAAGAGGAACCUGCUGGCCCACAGGAAGGAGCACGUCGGGGACACGCCCCACCGGUGCCCCGAGUGCGGGCAGAGCUUCGGCGACCCGGCCAGCCUGGCCCAGCACGAGGCGGCGCACCGCGAGGAGAGGCCCUUCGUCUGCGCCCGCUGCGACCGCAGCUUCAGCUGGAAGGAGAGCCUGAUGAUCCACCAGCGCAGCCACCCGCAGGAGCGCUCCCAUAAGUGCGCCGACUGCGGCCGCAGCUUCAGCCGCAACGGGAACCUCCUCAUGCACCAGCGGGUGCACACCGGGGAGCGGCCCUACGCCUGCCCCGAGUGCGACCGCACCUUCUGCAACAAGGCCAACCUCAUGGCCCACCGGAAGCUGCACCGGCGCUUCAAGCCCUACGCCUGCGCCCAGUGCGGGAGGAGCUUCAGCUUCAAGACCAAGCUGCUCCUCCAUCAGAGGGCCCACGGGGACGAGCAGUAG
Messenger RNA from Terrapene triunguis (Three-toed box turtle), 1146 nucleotides. Its product is annotated as gastrula zinc finger protein XlCGF52.1-like. The transcript is spliced from 3 exons. The record is from RefSeq and is a predicted model, not a curated record. Gene Ontology annotation, molecular function: DNA-binding transcription repressor activity, RNA polymerase II-specific. NCBI's taxonomy places the organism in Eukaryota, Metazoa, Chordata, Testudines, Emydidae. The coding region runs from base 1 to 1146 and encodes 381 amino acids. Gene Ontology annotation, biological process: negative regulation of transcription by RNA polymerase II.